AUGCUACAGAGCCCCCUGUGGGCCGGCAAGAUGCCACAGUGCCCUCUGCAGGCCAGCCACAUGUUACAGUGCCCCCUGUGGGCCAGCAACGUGUCACAGCGCCCCCUGUGGGCCAGCAACGUGCCACAGCGCCCCCUGAAGGCCAGCAACACUCCACAGAGCCCCCUGUGGCCCGGCAAGAUGCCACAGCGCCCCCUUCAGGCCAGCAACAUGCUACAGAGCCCCCUGCAACCAGCAACACGCCACAGCGCCCCCUCUUCCCAGCAGCUCUCCGAGCAGAAGCAGAAACCGAACAAGGAAGCAGCGCCCAGAAAAGGGGAAGAGGCGCCCGGGCCGGUGACUGUCCCUCCGGGGGGACAGAGCAGAGCAGCUGGGCGUGAUGGCGGCCUGGCGAUCCUCAGCCCUCCUGCUGCUCUGGAUUCCAGACAUUCUUCAGAUAUCCCUCAAGCGUACAUCAGAUACCUCUCAAGCACCCUCAGACACUCCACAGGCUGUGUGUCCCUGAGUGGCCCCGGCUCCGUGCAUGGCACCGUCAGGGGGUCCCUGAGCGUGCGGUGCACGUACGAGCAGGAAGAUGAAAACAACAGCAAAUACUGGUGCGAAUCUUCAUGUUGGACACGACUGAGUAAGGUUGUGGAGACGUCAGAGACACAGCGAGAAGCAAGAAAGGGCCGAGUGACCAUCAGGGACGACCCAGCAAGCCUCGCCUUCACCGUGACCUUGGAGAACCUCACGAAAGCCGACAAGGGCACGUACUGGUGUGGGGUCUCACGGCCUGGAGUCAAGGAUCCCCUGGUCCAGGUGGUGGUGUACGUGUCCCCAGCACCAGCGCCAAAGCCAACCCAGGACACAUACGACACAAGGACCCAGACCUCGCCAUGGGCCACCGAAAGGACCUCUGUGUGGUCCACUACGCUGACCGCAGGGAGCACCCCUCACAGUGCCCACGGCCAGGAUGGGUCCCAGCCGGCCCCGACAACUGGGGUCCCCGGGGCGCUGGUGUCUGCGUCUGUGCUGCUGCUGCUGCUGCUGCUGGCGGCCACCGCGCUGCUGGCCUGGAGGAUGGUCCGGCGGCAGGGCAGGGCUGCUAAGAAUCGGGUGCCAGGCCAGGAGCCCCACCAGGCUGUGGAGCGGAGCGAGCUUGAGCCCUGCUACGCCAACUUGGAGCUGAAGGUGCAGCCCCCCGGGGAGCAGCCCGAGCCCCUGGUGCCACCCGAGGUGGAGUACAGCAACGUGGAGAUCUCCAGAGGAGAGCUUCACUACAGCACCGUGAUGUUCGGUGCCCAGGGCCAGGCCUCUCAGGCCCACGGGGGCCCCCCCGAGACGCCCUCCGAGCCGGAGGUGGAAUACAGCGUGAUUCGGAAGAAGACCUAGGCUACCCGCACCUGCUACCCGGGACCCACAGGGCUGCCCCAUACCCGCCCCCCAGAGCCAACAGGGCGCCUGGCCCCAGAGCUCCGGGCCUCAUGGAGGACAAGCAGGCGGCAGCUCUGGGAGGGACUGUGGGGUCACCGGCUCUGGGCGACUUUCCUCUGUCCUCUGCUUGGUCCCAGCGUGGGGAGCAGAGGUGUGCGUGGGGUCACAGUGCUGAGUCCCACGUGUUUCCAGGGAAAGGUACAGCGAACAGGGUGGUGCCCUCGGUUAACUGUGCCACCGUGCCCCAUGGAAGCAUCUGGAAUGCUGGGAGAGGGGAGAAACUUCAGAACCAGGAGCUUGAAGCACUGUGGGCUGGGCAGGGCGCCCGCGGCCGGAGCGCGGGGACCUGUGGACUCAGGGUCCUUCUGCAGCAGGAGCCUUUAAAUAAAGUUUAAAGCUGGAGCAGGAAAAUGUUCCUUGAGCCACAGCUGCUUCCUGUUGCGGCCCUCAAGUAAGGGAAGGGCCUGCUUCUGUCCCCAGGGAAUAGGGAAGCGUAUGGGGCCCGUGGGGACAUCCUGAGAGGUGUCGCCGAUGGCUGCCUCUCCCCAUGCUGGCACACCACAGCUCUCUUGUCUGCAGAUGGCAAGCCUGAUGCCAUCGGCACCGCCCCCUCCCUUCUCUCUGCUGUCCUGGACAUUGUCCCAGCUCUUAACCAGGUUGGGCCUAUCUGGGGUAAACGACAG
Molecule: messenger RNA, 2099 nt
Organism: Sorex araneus (European shrew)
Lineage: Eukaryota; Metazoa; Chordata; Mammalia; Eulipotyphla; Soricidae
Product: CMRF35-like molecule 8
Exons: 9
Coding region: 1-1374 (457 amino acids)
Cellular component (GO): plasma membrane
Molecular function (GO): transmembrane signaling receptor activity
Source: RefSeq, a predicted model, not a curated record